Molecule: messenger RNA, 922 nt
Organism: Westerdykella ornata
Lineage: Eukaryota; Fungi; Ascomycota; Dothideomycetes; Pleosporales; Sporormiaceae
Product: histone-fold-containing protein
Exons: 3
Coding region: 1-723 (240 amino acids)
Biological process (GO): DNA damage response; heterochromatin formation; leading strand elongation
Cellular component (GO): CHRAC; epsilon DNA polymerase complex
Molecular function (GO): protein heterodimerization activity; chromatin DNA binding
Source: RefSeq, a predicted model, not a curated record
AUGCCCCCUAGGAAAAGCAAUGCGUCCGUCACCGCGCCCGAGGAUGCAGCAAAACCCGCCCCGAAAGACGACGGGCUGAGUGUAGAGGACCUCAAUCUCCCCAAAUCAAUGGUCCAGCGUCUAGCAAAAGGGGUGCUCCCUCCGAACACCCAAAUCCAGAAAGAUGCCCUGCUCGCAAUGUCAAAGAGCGCAACCGUCUUUGUCAAUUACCUUACAUCCCAAGCCGCGGAAGUGGCCGCCAAGAACAACAAAAAGGUGGUCCAACCUGCCGACGUCUUCGACGCAAUGGAAGAGUUGGAACUCGAGUUUAUGCUUCCCAGACUAAAAGCUGAGGUCACGAAAUUUACGGCGAUACAAGCGGAUAAACGGAAUACGUAUAGGAAGAAGGUACGGGAGGAGAAGCGAGCGCAGAAGGGUGAAGGGGAUGGGACUGGUUCGAAGGCUGGUACGAAUGGGAACGCGGCGGAGGACGACUCACCGCCUGCGAAAAGGGUGAGGAUGUCGAGCGGGGGGCAGACGGAGCAGGCAGAGGAGGAGGAUGAGGAGGUGGAUGUGGAUGAAGGGGCGGAUGAUGUGCAGGAUGAGGAGGAGGACGACGAGGACGAGGACGAGGAAGACGCGGAGGAGGAGCAGGUGGAAGAAGGACUGACGGAGGACUUACUCGAAGAGCGGGAGAAAAAUAUUUCGGACGAUGAGAUGGCGGAUGGCGAUGAAAGUGAUUGACACCGCCUUUUGAGUCUCUGUUUGAUGCGAUUGGGCGACUUUGCAUGGAAAGGCGUUGGAUGGAGCGACUUUAAGGUUAUAUCAUAUCCCGGAAGAUCCGACAUGGAAUGUAGCUUGAGGGAAAGGGCGGGAAUUGAAUGUUCAUGGUCAUGCUUUCUUGAUUCAUAGUCAUUACAAUCGGAUGCCUCAACCAGUUUCG